This is a messenger RNA of Miscanthus lutarioriparius, 675 nucleotides long. Lineage: Eukaryota; Viridiplantae; Streptophyta; Magnoliopsida; Poales; Poaceae. The record is from the annotation of a GenBank genome assembly.
AUGGCUUUCCACCUCAGAUCUGCUGUUUGUACUCAAGAGAGGAGAUCAUACAGCUGUCCAAACCAAGAUCCAGUCCUAUACCCGCGUUGCCAAGAAGGCACAGAAACAAUUCAGGAAAAACAGGAAGAAGUCCACUGCAGCAGAUCAACAAAGUUGCAGGGUGAUCAAGAUGUUGUCUUAAGCCAAAGAGAUUGCCUCCUCAAUGCUGGAACCCUCAUUGCAUCUCCUGUCGAGGAAAAUUGCGAUGACAAGUUCCACCAAGUGAUUUCUCAUAACUUGACAUGGUACCAGAUUCUAUAUGCUGUACAAGCCAAGAUCCAGUCUUACAUCUGCGUUGCCAAGAAGGCACAGAAGCAGUUCAAGAAAAUCAGCAAGAAGUCCACCACAGCAGAUCAAGAAAGUUGCAGGGUGGCGAAGAUGCUGUCGGAAGCCAGAGAGAUUGUUGCCUCAAUGCUGGAAUCCUCAUCGUACCUGCUGUCAAAGAAAACCAUGAUGACGAGUUCCACCAAGCGGUCUCUUUUCUCCAAGACAUUCCAGAAGAAAAGUUUUGUUUGCGAGGAGGAGCAACUGCAGGAGUUAGAGCUGGACAUCAUUGAUCUUGAGAGCGGAGUUGAGUCUUUGUUCAGGACAUUAAUCCAGAGCAGAGUUUCCCUUCUGAAUACUCUCACCUUGUAG